UUAAUUUUUGAGGAUUUGCUGUGCAAACACGCAAAAAUUAUUAAAUUAGGAGCUUAUACAAAACGUUGAACUUUGAAUCAUUAAAUAUGCACUGCAUGGUCUUCUCUUUCUCCCACUCUUUGAUGCAGCCUGUUAAUUGAGAUAUGGAGACCCUGUCGUCGUCCUUCUUCCUUCCCAAGUUUUCUCAAUCCAGCUCUUCAUUUGUAGGGAUCGAGAAGAGCCCUCGAAGAAAAAUCAUCGCAAAUUAUUCCUUUUCCAGAUUUCCUGAUCCUCUUAUAAGAACUAAGCACCCAAUUUCAGAGGAGAAGAGAGAAAAGCCGUCGUUGCUUGCGCAUCUGUUCAAGUCAGUUGAUGACUUUAUAUGCAACCACCUAGACUCACCGCUUCGUCCAUCCGUUGAUCCGAAACAUGUGCUUUCCGGCAACUUUUCUCCGGUGGAUGAGCUUCCGCCGACGCCCUGUGAGGUGGUGGAAGGCUCCCUUCCGAGUUGCCUGGAUGGAGUAUACUUCCGCAAUGGCCCCAAUCCUCAGUUCAUACCCCGCGCCCCAUACCACAUCUUUGAUGGUGAUGGGAUGCUUCACAUGAUCAAGAUUUCUGGAGGAAAAGCCACGUUUUGUAGUCGCUAUGUCAAGACAUACAAAUACAUGGUGGAGCGUGAUCUCGGCCAUCCCAUCUUCCCGAGUGGCUUCGCCUCCUUCAAUGGCCUCAUGGCUUCGAUGGCACGAAUCGGGCUAACCGCAGCGCGGGUACUUACCGGACAGUACAAUCCUCUAAUUAAUGGCAGUGGCACGGCAAACACUAGUGUGGCCCUCAUCGGCGGAAAAUUAUAUGCUCUGGGUGAAGGCGAUCUCCCUUACGAAAUUCAGGUAACAUCAGAUGGAGAUCUUGUAACUAUUGGACGCCAUGAUUUUCAGAGCAGCGAGCCAUUCCCGAGCAUGACCGCGCACCCAAAAGUUGAUCCAGACACAGGCGAGACCUGUGCUUUCAGAUUCCACGCAGUUCCUCCAUUCUUGACAUUUUUCAGGAUCGGUUCUGAUGGAAGGAAAGGACCAGACGUGCCCAUCUUCUCCAUGAAGACUACAGCAAUGAUCCAUGACUUUGCCGUAACAAAGAAUUAUGCCAUAUUCAAUGAUGUGCAGAUGGUGAUAAGCCCUGCGGAGAUUUUGAGAGGACAACCUCCAAUGAAAGUUGAUACUGUUAAAGUGCCGAGGCUAGGCGUUAUCGACCGAUACGCCAAAGAUGAGAGUGGGAUGUGGUGGACUGAUAUGCCUGGAUUCAACAUUUUACACGCAGUGAACGCGUGGGAAGAAGACGAUGGUGAGACCAUAGUGCUGGUGGCUUCUAAUCUUACAUCAGUUGACCUGGUCUUAGAGGGGCUGGAUUUGGCGGACUUGAUGUUGGAAGAGAUCAGAAUAAGUGUCAAGGCCCAGAAGGUAGUCUCGAGGCGUCCCUUGUCCACCAAAGUUCUUGACUUGGGAGUCAUUAAUCCAGCUUAUGCCGGAAAGAAGAACAGGUAUGCCUACGCCAUUGUGGUGGCUAAGCCCAGGAAGGCAGUAGAGUUGGUGAAGUUAGAUUUAUCGCUAUCUUCAGAAGAUUGUCAUGACUGCGUUGUCGCCAGCCGCAAGUACGAGCCAGGAUGGAACGGAAGUGAACCCUUUUUCGUGCCAAAUGAUCCGGCUAGCGACGAGGAUGAUGGUUUCAUAGUUACAUAUGUGCACGAUGAGAAGACUCAAGAAUCCAAGUUCUUGGUAAUGGACGCGAAGUCCCCCACGCUGGAAAUUGUUGCCACCGUGAAGUUACCUGGAAGGGUGCCCACCGGUUUCCAUGGACUCUUUGUGAGUCAAAGUCAUGUAACCGAGGUGUGCAGGAAUGAUCAAUCUACAUGAUUACACCUUAUGCCCAACAUAGAUUUGGAGGAGAACCAGUUUGCAGUUACGUUUUGCUAGGUAGUCCAUGAUCCAUAUCAUGUAUGUGGAAUAAAAUGGUUUAAUUGUUUUUUAGGUUUUGCCGAACAGCUAGGCAAUAUUCAAGUACCUAAAAGGGCUAGUCCUUACGGACCAUCAAUGCAUGGUGUUCUUCGACUGAUUGUUA
Molecule: messenger RNA, 2091 nt
Organism: Sesamum indicum (sesame)
Lineage: Eukaryota; Viridiplantae; Streptophyta; Magnoliopsida; Lamiales; Pedaliaceae
Product: putative carotenoid cleavage dioxygenase 4, chloroplastic
Biological process (GO): carotene catabolic process
Cellular component (GO): chloroplast stroma
Molecular function (GO): carotenoid dioxygenase activity
Source: RefSeq, a predicted model, not a curated record